Molecule: messenger RNA, 1032 nt
Organism: Homalodisca vitripennis (glassy-winged sharpshooter)
Lineage: Eukaryota; Metazoa; Arthropoda; Insecta; Hemiptera; Cicadellidae
Exons: 2
Coding region: 133-900 (255 amino acids)
Source: RefSeq, a predicted model, not a curated record
GGCUGCUUGUUUGGACGCUGCGGCCACUAACGCUGACUCGUGGAACACAGAAACUGAAGUGGUCAAUCCCCUCGUAGCUGACCAUGGAGCUGUGGUGCUGACGAUUUCAACAGACAUGACGACACGACCCUGAUGAGCAGAGGGAGCGACAUCACCCAACUACGUUUGGAAGCCAGUUACCUACUAGAGGAGGCUAAAGAUUGGUUCAACUGUAAUAGACUUAAGAUAAAUGAAGAAAAAACCCAGACGCUGCUUUGCACUCUGAAGACUGGGGUCCCCUUCCAGGAGGCGGUAAAGCUGUUGGGGUUCUGGCUGGACUCUAAGUUAAGUUGGAACGACCACUUAUCAAAGGUAUGUACCAAACUCUCUCGAGUCAUUUGCCUCCUGAGGAAGCUAAGGGCUUUGAUAACCAGACCUUAUCUUUUGACUGUGUAUCAUGCCCUUUUUCAUAGUCACCUGAUGUAUGGCAUUGUGCUGUGGGGACAUUCCCCGGCUGUUCGGGAUGUAUUGCUGCUGCAGAAAAAGGCCUUAAGAAUCUUAACAUCAUCGGCCCCGCGCGAACACUGCCGGCCCCUUUUUAUGGAACUCGGCGUUCUCACCGUAUACAGCCAGUACAUCCUCAACACCCUGGUGCUUCUUAGGGAGAACUUGGCUGAUUUUGUGACCAGAGACAACGUGCAUAAAUAUAACACCCGCCGAGCUCAGGACCUCGACAUGCCCCGCUGUCGUCUCAGUGGCACUCAAAAGGCCUACCCACAGUCUGCAAUCAAGAUUUUUAACACUUUGCCGCAGAAUGUGCGAGUACUGGAAAUGAGAGAUUUUAAAAAGGUGUUAAAGGAUCGUUUGCUUGAGAGGCCUCUGUACUCCCUGGAAGAACUAAAUCAUGAGCCACUUUUUUAACUUUCACGUCGUACGCCAUCUUGUAAAUAUUUUGUAAUGUAUUUUUACAUGUUUUAAUUAUCUAUUUAUUGUACACUGUGUGUAUUAAUGACGCAGUCUAUCUGACAAGUGUCGGUCAGCGACGUAGAUCAC